Bombyx mandarina (wild silkworm) is the source of this 2229-nucleotide messenger RNA. Its product is annotated as arrestin domain-containing protein 3. NCBI's taxonomy places the organism in Eukaryota, Metazoa, Arthropoda, Insecta, Lepidoptera, Bombycidae. The record is from RefSeq and is a predicted model, not a curated record. Gene Ontology annotation, cellular component: cytoplasm. Gene Ontology annotation, biological process: protein transport.
AAUUUUUUAACCAAUACUUACUUUAAUAUCUAAAAUUUUAUAAAAAAAGAUAUGGGUCUCAAAGAGGCUAAUAUCUAUUUGGAUAAUCAAUGGAAUACAUAUUAUGCAGGACAAACAGUGAAUGGAAGGAUCGAAUAUGUUUUUGAUAGUCCAAAAAAAGUUCGAGGCAUACAUGUUAAAAUUAAGGGUGAAGCUCAUACCGAAUGGUAUGAAAGCAAACAGGAGGAAAAUGCUCAAGGCAAAACAGAAUCAACUGAUACUAUGCAUACAGGAAAUGAAGAAUAUUUCCAGAUUUCUUACUAUUUACUGGGAAGUAAUACAGGGAAUGAAAUUGAAAUACCACAAGGGAAACACAUAUAUAAUUUUACCUGCACAUUGCCACCUGUCCUGCCUUCAUCUUUUGAAGGGGAACAUGGUUAUGUCAGAUACACUGUCAAAGUAACAUUAGACAGACCAUGGAAAUUUGAUCAGGAAACCAAGAUGGCAUUUACAGUAAUAAAUGCAUUGGAUUUGAAUCUCAAUCCAUCUUACAAGGAACCAAUCCACAUUCAAUUAGAAAAGACGUUCUGCUGUUUUUGCUGCGCAUCACCACCUUUAGCAGUGGAUGUGCAGGCUCCUGUAUCUGGUUACUGUCCAGGUCAAGUAAUACCUUUGAAAAUAGACAUUGAAAAUAAGAGCAAUGUCCAACUUCAUCUUGUAAAAAUAUUUUUGAGGAAGGUGGUAACGUAUCGGGCCACAUCUCCUUCGUCGGCGACAAAGAAGAUUAAAGACGUUAUUUUGACACUGCAAGAGGGUCCUGCUCCAGCCGGUACUACAAAACACUGGAAUCUGAACAUAGAGAUACCCCCGAUUCCACCUUCGAAUCUCGUCAACUGUAAUAUUAUAGAUCUGGAUUAUGACUUGAAGGUCGAAUGUGUAGUGUCAGGUAUGCAUUUGAACAUGCACGACAAGAAGUAUAUAACAAUCGGUACCGUACCGCUGGUAGGUAUGGCCGGACAGCCCGUGCCCACUGCCCCCGUCCCGGACUCGCCCAGCCAGCCCGCCAUACUGCCCGUGACUCCCGGACAACCUGCUAAUAUACCCGCAACUUCUGGCGAUUCCGCUCCAGGAGGAUGGGUGCUACCGGGACAACAACCGUCUCAACCUCCAUUCCAAUCACUAUAUCCUACGCUUACUGAACCAGUUUACAAAGAAUCUCCGUAUUCAGUACGAACCAUUCAGGACAGGGGCGACAGUAACCACACUAUGAUACGCACGCCAAACUUCGCUCCGUAUUAUCCUACGUAUGCAGCUAUUCAACCACCCCCGCUUCCUCAGUAAGAGCCUCGGAGCCUCCAGCAAGCAAAUCAUCUCAAGCAGAAUUGUAAAAUCAGUAUUUCGUAUUGUUUAAGCGAAAAGUUUAGAAAGUAUUAUUUUUUGGUAGAGUAUUUUGCACGAAUCUCAAAGUUUGCAAAAUUUUGUGAUAUUUUUGGUUGCUAAUCGUUGUUCGUGUUUGAGAUUCAGAAUUUUACCCAUUUUAAAAAAAAAAAGAAAAUAAACUAAACUAGUGAUAAUUUAGAUCAGACAUGAAAUUCUUCCUUGUCAUUCUCAUUGCUUUUUUUAAAUUUAGACACUUAAGAUAUGUACAGGCAAGAGAUACUUUACUGUAACUUGGCGAUCAGAAAGUUUGACCGAUGUGGCGAUAAUAGAAAAUGAACGAAUUGUCUUCCUAAUUGAAAAACCUUCAGGAGUACUAUACCUCGUGUUUUGAUACCCACUUUAUCUCAUGUGGGCCGUGUUAUUAUCUACUCAACUACUGCAUAUAAAAUCUAUGUAUUAUCGGCCGUAGAUAACACUAUUUAUAUUUUUGUUCAUUAAAAAAAUAGUGCAUAAAACGUGGCAAAAAAUGGAGUCUCGUAAUAAUAUAUUUAUUUCUCUACGAAGAUCUGCGUUUUGACUACGAAAUUAUGUGAAGCACAUUUAGGUUGUGAUUGUAACGUUUUAUACCAUAUGAAGAUAUUAGAUAUCCAGGAAUUGUCUUGACUACUGCUAUAUGCUCAAAUAAAAUAUAUUGCAUUUAACAUCUGAUACUUGAAAGGUUUCAAACAGAUCAUAUAAAGACAAAUGAAUAUUCUUAGUAUUUAUAGUUAACAUACGGUUGCGUCUGUAGACUGUAAGCUAUAUUGAGCGGGGAACUAAUGAACUGAAAAAUAGUGACGCAUUGAUUUUACAAUUAAAUUUUCUUUUCAU